This is a messenger RNA of Haemonchus placei, 1497 nucleotides long. The record is from the annotation of a GenBank genome assembly. NCBI's taxonomy places the organism in Eukaryota, Metazoa, Nematoda, Chromadorea, Rhabditida, Trichostrongylidae.
AUGACCUGCUUCGUCACAGUUGGCACUACAAGGUUUGAUCACCUGGUCAAUGAGGUGUUGACUGAGACAUGUACCUCGACCCUCAAGACUUUGGGAGUAAAAAGAAUAACUAUUCAACUUGGUGCUGGUGAAUGGAGUGACGAGGUGAGGCAACGUGUUUUCGGAGGCAUGGUAGCGGACCAAGGAGAAGGGGAGUGCUGCGGCUUGCCAGUAGAGUUCUACCGUUUCAAACCGAACAUUCAUGACGACAUGAAGGAAGCUAUGGUUGUCAUCGGGCACGCAGGAGCUGGUACAUGUCUGGAAUGUCUGCGAUUACGCCGCCCUUUCGUAGUUGUGGUGAAUGAAGACUUAAUGGACAAUCAUCAACAGGAAUUGGCAAAAGAACUUGCUCGUGGCGAGCAUUUGCUCUACUGUACAGUAUCUUCAUUGUGUAGCACGCUUUUAUCUCCUUCAUUAUUUAAUUUGGUUCCCUUUACUCCACCUGAACAGAAGUUAGUGGCGAAAUUCAUCGAUUCAAGAAUGGGACUUGCUACUUCCUAUUCCUUUUGCGACUCAGAGGCGCGGACUAAUAUUUUAGGUAUGAGUUCGGUUGAAUGUCCUAUUCAUCCGAAUGUCCACUUGGUUGAGGAUCAUCGAGCCGGUGAUGUUGUUUGUCCAGAGUGUGGUCUAGUGGUUGGUGACAGACUUGUUGACGUUGGUACCGAAUGGCGUUCGUUCUCAAACGAAAGGAGUGGCGCUGAUCCAUCUCGUGUAGGCGCUCCUGAAAAUCCUCUUCUUAGUGGAGGAGAUUUGUCAACAAGUAUUGCUGUUGGAUUUGGCGCCAGUGAUGGCGACACGAGCCUUGCUAACGCCCAGCGAAAGAGCAUGAACAACACCGAUCGUCAAAUGACGCAAGCAAUGAGUGUUAUUAGAGAAAUGAGUGAAAGAAUUCAUCUUGCAAAGAGUAUUCAGGAUUUGGCUUCGAAGACUUUCAAAGAUGUUCUGGAUAGCAAGGCUCUCAAAGGAAAGAAUAAUGAGGCACAGGCUGCUGCUUGUCUCUAUAUAGCUUGUCGAAAAGAAGGAGUUCCGAGAACAUUCAAAGAAAUCUGUGCUGUUUCACGUGUUUCGAAGAAGGAGAUUGGGCGAUGUUUCAAACUGAUCAUAAAGAGUCUUGAGACUAAUCUCGAACAAAUUACUUCUGCAGAUUUCAUGUCGAGAUUUUGUGGAAAUCUAUCUUUGCCCAACUCGAUUCAGGCGGCAGCUACUCGUAUAGCAAAACGCGCUGUAGAAAUGGACCUUGUUGCUGGCCGUUCGCCGAUUUCCAUCGCUGCAGCCGCUAUUUAUAUGGCUUCACAGGCGUCCAGUGAGAAACGUUCAGCAAAAGACAUUGGUGAGAUCGCGGGUGCUGCAGAAGUGACGGUAAAACAGACAUACAAACUUCUGUAUCCUCGAGCUGCAGAACUAUUCCCAGACGACUUCAAAUUUGUUACACCAAUUGAUCAGCUACCGACGUCGUAG